AUGGCAUGUUUCAUUGAAUUGACAAAUGUGGUGAAGUUUGAUGGCACCAGGAACUUCGGGCUGUGGCAGACGAGAGUGAAGGAUCUGUUGGCUCAACAGAGUAUCUCGAAGGUGCUCAGCGGGAUUAAGCCGGAGAAGGUAGAUGAUGACAAGUGGGAGGAGAUGCAGAUGCAGGCGCAGGCAUGUGCAACUAUCAGGCUGUGUCUCUCUGAUCAGAUCAUGUACCAUGUCAUGGAGGAAACUUCUCCGAAGAAAAUUUGGGACAAGUUGGCCAGUCAGUUCAUGUCCAAGACGGUGACUCAGAAGCUGUAUCUGAAGCAGAAGUUGUUUGGCUUGAAGAUGCAGGAGGGGUCAGAUCUUGCAGAGCACAUCAAUGUCUCCAAUCAAUUGAUUGCUGAUCUUGUGAAGGUUGAUGAUGAAGACAACGCUCUUAUUCUUCUAUGUUCGUUGCCGAGGUCUUAUGAGCACUUGGUUACUACGCUGACGUAUGGGAAGGAGGACAUCAAGGUGGAGGACAUUGUUGCUGCGUUGCUUGCUCAUGAUCAAAGGAGGAAGAAUAAUGCAACGGAGGAGUCUUUUGGUGAUGCUUUCCUAGUCAGGGGUGGUCGUGGUGUGGAAGAUAAGAGAGGCAAGAAGAAGAAGGGGCCGCGGUGCUUUAAGUGCAAGAGGUGCCUUGUCAAGUUCUAUAGUCUUCCUUCCUGUAUAUCCCGCAAUUCUUGCUCUGUCAUACCCAUGGCUACGGCUUGUUUCUAG
Molecule: messenger RNA, 753 nt
Organism: Miscanthus lutarioriparius
Lineage: Eukaryota; Viridiplantae; Streptophyta; Magnoliopsida; Poales; Poaceae
Source: the annotation of a GenBank genome assembly